This is a messenger RNA of Cetraspora pellucida, 276 nucleotides long. NCBI's taxonomy places the organism in Eukaryota, Fungi, Glomeromycota, Glomeromycetes, Diversisporales, Gigasporaceae. The record is from the annotation of a GenBank genome assembly.
AUGACAACAGAAGUUAAAAAAAAACUAAAUCAAAUAAUAAUUAGAUCUAAAAACAGACAAUCGAAUGCAGCAAAAUUAUUACACAAAAUCACAAAAGAAAUAUAUACUAAAAUAUGGAAAAACAGAUGCAAAAACAUAUCAACAACAAUAGCAAGUAAUCACAAUGACCAUUCAACACAAAAUGUUACACACAAUCUAACUCAUUCAUAUACAAAUAUCAAUACUGAUAUUGAAAACAACACAGAUCCAAAAACAAUUGCAAUGAAAAAAGCCUAG